Messenger RNA from Spodoptera frugiperda (fall armyworm), 4829 nucleotides. It is a transcript of the gene Syn1, whose product is annotated as beta-1-syntrophin. The coding region runs from base 252 to 1814 and encodes 520 amino acids. The transcript is spliced from 7 exons. Gene Ontology annotation, molecular function: protein binding; structural molecule activity. Lineage: Eukaryota; Metazoa; Arthropoda; Insecta; Lepidoptera; Noctuidae. Gene Ontology annotation, cellular component: dystrophin-associated glycoprotein complex; intracellular anatomical structure. The record is from RefSeq and is a predicted model, not a curated record.
UCUGUGGUAUACGCGACAGGGGCGUACGGGCUGUCAAAAUUGUAUAGGUACCUAUCGAUUGUGCAAUAAAUUCGUAUUUUAUCAUGAUAAUUUAAUAAAGUGCGUUUGUUUUUUAUGUAGCCUUAAGUAGUCAAUGUUUAAUUAUAAAAUGAAGUGAGAUAUAUCUGUGGCAUCAGAAAUAUCGUGAAUGAAUUUAAUAAAAUCGUGAGCUCUUGGGUUUUUUCUUGUUUGUUGUGAAAACAAGAGAAACGAUGGUGGAGAACGGAGCCUCCAGUGGGGGUAGUGACAGUCCCAGUGCAACAUGUUCACGUUCAGGCUUACUGGAGACGCUAGUACGCGGCGUCUGGUAUCGCGUGCAUUGUACGCUGGAAGAGGAUUAUUUGAGCGUGUGUCUCGAUGAUGGGUACGAUGCGACGACCACGUUGAACGGCACCUUGAAUAACAACAAUGUGGAGACUCCAAACAGUGACUUCACGGAAGUUCCUGAAGCUAUUGCGAAUCAGAAACGUUUAGUACAAGUGGUGAAGUCAGACAAUAAUGGUUUGGGAAUAUCAAUAAAAGGUGGCAUAGAAAAUAAUAUGCCUAUACUGAUAUCGAAGAUAUUCAAGGGCAUGGCAGCUGAUCUUACAGAACAGUUAUAUGUUGGUGAUGCUAUACUAUCUGUGAAUGGUGAGGACCUGAAGGAUGCUACACAUGAGGAGGCAGUGAAAGCAUUGAAAAGAGCUGGGAAAAUGGUGCAGUUGGAAGUUAAGUACCUCCGUGAGGUGACUCCAUACUUCAGAAAGGCGUCAAUCAUUAGCGAAGUGGGAUGGGAGUUGCAGCGAGGUUUCAUGGCAGAUGUGCCACCUUCACCUCCAUCACCGCGUCGCCGGCGCGCUGACACUCGCUAUGUACCCUUGUUGAUGGCAUGCAUCGCCAAAAACUUACGUCAUCGAGAUCCAGAGGAGAGAACAAUCGAGAUUUACUCUCCGGACGGCGUGCACGCCCUAGCGUUGCGUGCGAGCAGCGCUCAGGGUGCGACCGGGUGGCACCGCGCCCUGCACGCCGCCGUGCGCCGCGCCGCGCGGGCCGCGCUCGCUCGGGCCAGGCCGCGGCUGCGACCGCUACUGGGGGACGUGCGGUACGCUGGCUGGCUGGCUAGGCGACCCCCACAGGAUCAUAUGAGUGCAUCUGGCGGUUCGGACAGCUCUGACGAAGCAGAUGGCUGGCAACCCACUUUUGUUGCGAUUACCGACCGCGAAAUUAGGUUGUACGAGGCGGCGCCCUGGUCUGGCGAGGCGUGGUGUGCCCCCGCGGAGUGCUUCGGUCUGGCAGCCACGCGCCUGGCGUGGUGGCGGCGCGCGGCGGGCGGGGCCGCAGCCCUAGGGCUCCGCGCCGGGACACCGGCCGGUCUCGCCGUGCGGGCGCUCAGGGCUGACACACCGCACGACCUGGCCGCCGUAGCCGGGGCACUAGUCGACGGAGCGCAUCACGCCGUGCGAGCCAUGCCCGAGUUUACUUUCCGCUGCCGUUUCCGCGGCGCGUGUGCGCGUCUGUCGCUGGGCGCGGGCGGCGUGUGCGUGUGGGAGGCGGCGGGGUCGCUGGGCCGCGGCGGGGCGCGCGCGCUCUACCGCCGCCCGCUGCACGCGCUGCGCGCCUCCGCAGACGACGACCGCUCCGCACUCUGGCUACACUUCGCUGAUGACGACACUGUCGAGCUGGACAUGGAGGGCAGCCCGAAGCCCGCGGUGUUCAUCCUGCACAACCUGCUGUCUGCGCGCGUGCACUCGCUGGGCGGGGCCGGGGGCGCGGAGCCGGCGUCGCCGCCGCUAUAGCCCGCGCCCGCGGCCGCGCCCGCCCAGCCCGGGCCAAUACACUACGCGGCCUAGUCUCACCUAAACCUUUCCUUAGGACUGUCGUCGCAUCUCUAUAUAGAUCGCGACUGUUAUCGUACUACACCCGUGAACGUGGCGGAAUGCUAAAUAUUUCAACCCGAAUGUUACCUUUUACAUUGGCAGCGAAGAAUUUUACUUCGAAUUUUUGUGUGAUUUUUCACAUGUAAAUCGUUACAUGAAAAUAAAUUUAAUGUGAGAAUGAACAUGAAUACACCACGAUUUGUAAUGUGAGUCAGCCGUAGGAUUCUUUGGAAUAUCUCUUGUAAUUGUAACUAUUACAUCACCCCUUGCUAGUGUUAUGUUAACUUGUAUAAGAGUAGUAGUCCCACAUAACAUCUUUCUCAUCGAAUCUCUUGUAACUGACGUAUCUGUGAUGUUAACAAUUUAUCAUGAUCCCUUCAUAUCUGACCCGUAUCAAUAGUAAUAUUUUGUAAACUUAUUUAGUGACUGACGUAGUUCAUAGAACUAUUUUACAAUGGAAGCCAGUGAUGAUUACAUAUUGAAAGCACCAUUUGUCUCACUAUUGAAGCCAGUCUCCCGCAGGACUUGUUAGUCCUGUUCCAAAUGUAACCAAUUCCGUAAGAAUGACUUGUACAGACACCGUAACUGUAAAUUGACAUUGCCAAAGAGUUGAAGACGUAACGUAACGUAACGGACAAUACAUGUGACAUUGGCUGUAGUAGUCUGUGUCGGCGGUCCGAGAGGGCGCGAGUGUUGCUGCUUCGCUUGUAUGUGGCUGUCAUUGUUCUUCCAAAGAUAUCAAUUUUAAAUGUUUGUUUUGUUUGAUGUUGUAGCUUAAUGUAGCGUAGAGAAAUGUAAUUAUCGUUUGAAUUGAUCAUAAUGAUGUAUUUUUAUAAUUUCCGUUGUAAAUAAAUAGGUAUACUGUUUUAUAAACGGUACAUUCCCAGAAUGUAGACGAUUACAUUUGCUUUAAUAUUUGUAGCGUUUAUCUGAAGUAAGGUUAAAUUAAGGUUCCAAUAAUAUAUGAUGUAUAUUGUGUAGUCACGUGUAACUUGUAAGGAGGGCAAUAUACGAGGUGAUAAAUAUUAUUUAUUUUGAUAUCGAAUCGUACAGCCUGCGUUGUUAUUGGAGGAGCCUCCAAUUUUUAUCCAAGUACUCAUUUAUGUACUGCAUUAUUAUGCACGUGAAUAUUUGUAAUCUCGGUAAAUUUAUCUCAAGAUAUUUACUUUGUGUAAUCUCAUAAACAUUCCUUAUUCGUGAUUACUUUUACAUUCUUAAAGGUAACUUUAUAAAAUAUGCUUAAUCGAUUUUUAUGAUAAGUACUUACUAAAACACUAAUUUGUAUUUCACUAAAUUACUAAACGAACACUUACUGUAACUCGGGAAACGAAUGUAUUUACUAAAUAUAUUGUAUUUGUUGUUUGAUUACUAUUGAGUAUCGAAUAUUAGGUUGUAAGCUGGGGAAGAGUUGUCUACUUUACGGGGAAGUUUAGUUGGAACCAUUGCAAGCACGAAUUAUUAUGAUCAGUGAUCAUGUUGGUUACUUAUUAUUUUCUAAGUGAAAGGAAAAUAACUCCGUAAAGUAAUCCACAUACAAUGCAAUUAUCUGAUCUAAGUUCUAUGAAACGACUUUAUAUAAUGACGUAGUUACCAUGAUUUUUAACUUAUUUAGGCACUGUCGGGAAUAUCUGUGCUAACAGUUUCCGUAUGUUAAAUUAACGCUAAGAUACUAAUCUUGUAAUCUCUUAGAAUUUCUACUGGUGACAUUCCUUCAUAUUAUGAUAUUAAACUUCCAUUGCGCGGGCGCAUAAAGCCGUCGCGUCGAAUAGACUGUAUAGAAGUAAUAUUGUCUACUGUGUUGUUAUUUGUGUGACGACAUAAUCUACCUAUAGGCGAGCCAAGUUGGAUCAGAUCGAUAGAAGCAAGAUAGAUUGGAACUUAGGAUUAUAAUUUUGGAUCAUUCUCAUUAACUCAGGUGAACGGUGACUUGUAGGCUCGCCUAGAAGCAUUAAAACCUUAUUAUUUUAACUGUAUCCCAAAUGAGUGAUUUUUAUAAUAAUUUUGUUAUUUAUUAAAUGUUUUAAUAUAUUUUUAAAUGAAUUCCAGUUAUUAAUAUUAUUGGUUUUGCAAGAUGUUCUGUUGUAAUGUUAUGUCCUAGUCUUGCACUAUAAGACUGAGUUUUAUUUUCAAAUUAUACGUAUAUUAUUGUGUUAUUGAUCAGUGACAUAGUAUUUCUACACUGUCUAUGCAAACUAGAUUAUGAGUCAUAAUAAAAUCAUAAAUAAUUAGGUAAACUGUAUUCUGUUGUAUUUAAGGCAAUUGUUAUUAUACAUUUGUGUGGGCUGAGUAUACGAACUACUGUUAUAGUGUAUAAUACUGUUAAAAGAAAAUAAAAACGAUUAAUGUAAUAUAAAACGUCUACUUUGUUGUUUUGUAAGUGUUGUAUUAGAAUAUAAGGAUGCAUUACAAUUAUAUGCAUUUAUUUCAAAACCAGUACCCUGAGUACAAAUUUGUUUUACGUUUAAAGUAAUCGAAACGAGAGCACGUUUGGCGCUUUGAUUGCCCGGCUCGAAAAAACCGACCAAUCAGCGCCGAACGCUCUCAAACGUAAAGCAAAACUUGUAUUAACACAAAGAUUUCUUCCAGAAUUACGUGAUUUGCGCAAAUAAUGUCACAGUUGUAGUUGUUUGCGCAAGUGGUUGCGCAACAUUUUAAAAGUCAUUAGUUUAUAGAAUGUGUAAGACGUGAUUAUAUCAAUUGAUUAUAAGUUGUUUAAAAGACAAAAAUAACGUGUUAUAUUCAACAGUAGUUCGUGUAAGUCCAUAUUCUUGCAACGCUAUAGUUGAUGUUUUAUUUUAUAAUUAAGGUUUUUCUAAAAUGUGUUUACCUUGCUAGUUGACUUGUUACUUACGACCCAUUGGUAGCUAUCAUAGCGUUCAUGAUCAUGUAGUAAGAUCUGUCAUUCUGUCAUGCAUUAAAACAACGAAGAAAAUA